CAACAGCAGCUAAACAGGGAGGGAAGCUGCACUGAAGCCGAGAUGGGCUAGCACAGGAUCAACCAACCAAUCGGAGCCCUGGAGGUGGGGCUUGAGAUCCGGCAAAUAAUUGCUAAAUGCAUUUCCAGCCCAGUUGGUCUGGGCUGCUGAAAGAUCUGGCUGCAGAGUGAGAGGGGAAAGCAGGAAUCUAAGCACCGGUGUUUGUGGAACGCUGCUGUAGCAUCAACCCUGGACUGGCUCCUGCUGCCUCCUUCCUGUCUUCCUUAGUAAAAGAUGAAGUCAUCGGAUAUUGACCAGGAAUUAUUCACAGAAAGCUACUGCAAAGUGUGCAGCGCUCAGCUAAUAUCAGAAUCACAGCGUGUGGCUCAUUACGAGAGCCGGAAACAUGCCAGCAAAGUUCGUCUCUACUAUAUGCUCCACCCACUAGAUGGAGGCUGCCCUGCGAAGAAGCUGCGGUCAGAAAAUGGCAGCGACAAUGAAUCGGUGGAUAAGAAUAAAUGCUGUACGCUCUGUAACAUGUCCUUUACUUCAGCCGUCGUGGCUGAGUCACACUAUCAAGGGAAAAUUCACGCCAAAAGAUUAAAACUGUUGCCAGGAGAGCAGCCAACGUUAAAGGCCACAGAGACCAAUCUGAGUUCCCUAAAGCAGUCACACCUGGAUAGUUCUCCUGUGGUGUCUUUGCCCCAUCAGAGAAGAGACUCUGACAGGUACUGCCAGCUCUGCAUGGCUUGGUUUAAUAACCCAAUGAUGGCACAGCAACACUAUGAUGGGAAGAAGCACAAAAAGAAUGCAGCCAGGGCGGAUUUACUACAGCAACUAGGGAAGACGCUGGAUCUAGGCGAAUUAAGAGGUCUUAAGCGGAGCUAUACCUGUAACAUCUGCAAUGUCACUCUAAACUCCAUAGAACAGUAUCACGCGCACCUGAAGGGGUCCAAACAUCAGACCAACCUGAAGAACCAGUAGAAGGUCACCCAAGACAGUGACAUUUUACCACAACAGUUUCUUCUCCAAACAAGAGCUAUGUUGACUAUGACUAGGAGGCUUUCUGGGACAAUGAGCACUUCCUGUGUGGCAUCAUUAAUGUAUAGCUAAUCUUUGCUUUGGACAAUGAAUGGAUUUUUU
Molecule: messenger RNA, 1122 nt
Organism: Lacerta agilis (Sand lizard)
Lineage: Eukaryota; Metazoa; Chordata; Lepidosauria; Squamata; Lacertidae
Gene: ZMAT4
Product: zinc finger matrin-type 4
Exons: 7
Coding region: 274-963 (229 amino acids)
Cellular component (GO): nucleus
Molecular function (GO): zinc ion binding; nucleic acid binding
Source: RefSeq, a predicted model, not a curated record